AUGUCGUUGUGCAGGUCAUUGUGUGCGGAUGGUGAGACAGUAAAGGACACAACGUCUGGCGACAGUGAUAGAGUCGCUGAUGUUUGGGGCGACGCCAAGGUCAAGGCUGACGUUUCAAGGACAGGGUAUUCAGGCGAAAGUGAAGCCGACAGUCUUGCAGCAACGGGAUCAGAUGGCAUUGACAAUUCUGGAGGUGACUGGCUUAAGAUCACAGGCUGUGAAGGCGAGGCAUCGAGGCUAUCUGCUGUGACUUCCUGA
Messenger RNA from Fusarium odoratissimum NRRL 54006, 258 nucleotides. RefSeq lists its product as uncharacterized. NCBI's taxonomy places the organism in Eukaryota, Fungi, Ascomycota, Sordariomycetes, Hypocreales, Nectriaceae. The record is from RefSeq and is a predicted model, not a curated record. The transcript has a single exon. The coding region runs from base 1 to 258 and encodes 85 amino acids.